AUGUUGUUUCUGUUCUGUCUGCUGUGCUUGGUGGCUGCUUCGGCUGUCAAUGUGCAAUCUGACCCGAUCAGCCAUGUCUAUGUCACCAAUAUCACGAUUCUUCAAGAGUCUACAACAAAUAAUCGCCAUGCCGAGGAAAAGUCUCAACUGGAGCAAAGACUGCAAAAGACAGGAACAUGGAGUCCAUCGCACUCUCGAUAUAGACUGCUGUCUGCAUUGCAUGGUUUCUACCGAUACAAGCAGAUAAACACGGUGGAGGUGAAUAAAUGGAGAGAUUGGUAUAAACAUGUUCCGAAGAGACAGCGCAAGAUGGUCGAAUCCGUGGUGCAAUAUACACGCAAGCUAAACACCGUCGAGCAUCUAUUCGAGUCGAAUGAAAUUAUUGCAAAUGCCAUUCUACAAGAAGGAUUGCAGUUCUACGGCAUUAAAAUGGAAGAAUUACAGCAGUUUAUCACCCAAGUCGAAAAAGAAGGAAAGACAGCAGAUCGGACAAGCGUGAAUCAAGCCAUGAAGCAUUUCGUCCGAGAUUGGGCAGAGGAAGGAAGAGACGAACGCAUGGCUUCGUUUCCGUGUAUACUGGAUGCGAUUUCGAGUAUGAGGGAGAAUGAGACGACAAAGGUUCUUCUUCCUGGAGCUGGUUUGGGAAGACUUGCGCAUGAGAUUGAUCAUCUAGGAGGCUUCGAGGUGACGAUGAAUGAAUAUUCCUCGUAUAUGAAUCUGGCAUAUAGAUAUCUCGACACGAUACAGACAAACUCAGCAUCCUAUCAUCCCUACAUCGACUGGUGGUCUCAUCACGCCACAACAGCCGAUCUCCAACGACCCAUCACCUUUCCAGAUAAAUCACUCUCUCAAUCUGUCCUGUUAGUCGAAGGAGACUUUACCACCGUAUUCAACAUCCAGAAAUACGACGUGAUCGUCACCCUCUUCUUCAUCGACACAGCGCGCAACCUCAUCGCCUACCUUGAAACCAUCCAUCGUCUUCUUCGACCAGGAGGGAAAUGGAUUAAUCUAGGUCCACUGCUCUAUGGAAGCGCACCAUUUCUCCAACUAUCUCUGGAUGAGAUCGUAGCAGUCAGUGAGGACAUAGGCUUUAAAUUCCUUAACACAGAUGAUAAAUGCGGGAAUAUCACCGUGGACGGGCUGAAGGUGCGCGGAUUGCAAGUGCCAUACGGGACGAACGCACGGGGAUUAAGCCGGAAUGCAUAUCAGGCGCAGUUUUGGAUUGCCAGCAGAAUAAAAUGAUAUAAUAGUAUUCAAUAUAGCCGAGGAUUAACCCCGCAUUGUUUAUCUUCUGUAUAGAAUCGGCAGUGCAACUCCCGAUAAUGCGGGGAAACAUCCGAUCCG
Aspergillus wentii DTO 134E9 is the source of this 1344-nucleotide messenger RNA. RefSeq lists its product as uncharacterized. The transcript is spliced from 3 exons. Lineage: Eukaryota; Fungi; Ascomycota; Eurotiomycetes; Eurotiales; Aspergillaceae. Gene Ontology annotation, molecular function: S-adenosylmethionine-dependent methyltransferase activity. Bases 1 to 1242 code for a protein of 413 amino acids. The record is from RefSeq and is a predicted model, not a curated record.